GAUACUGUCAAAAGGCAGUGAGAUCGUGGAAUACGAAUAAGCCGUUUUUGUAGAUACGAGGAGACAACAGUGGGCCCGCCGUCGUCAGAUAAUGGACUCCACUUCCUGAGCAGCUGUGACCCGAUGACCUCACGCAUCAAAAUGCCUUAUCAACGAACUAUUACCAGCCUCUUAUUGACCGAACAGUUCUGGGAUGUUUAUCAGUCACGAACGAAACCCGCGCGCGUCCCCACCUAAUCAUGAUCAAUGGAGUCAUUAACAGUGCAUCGCUUGUGGACGAAUGAUGUGCGUUGAUCUGCUAAGAUGGGUGAUUUAUUUCCGAGUAUACCGAAGAGUACGUUCGCGAGUGAGGUAGAAGGGAACUGGAGCGGGGGCAAGGGUUUGGAAGACUACAAGUCUGAUGCGGAUUUGGCCGCCGUGGAGUUGUUUAGGGAUUACCCAGAACCGCUGUUGAGGUUCGCGUCGGCUUGCUGUGUGCUGUUCAUGUUGGUCGGAAUCCCUGGCAAUCUGAUCACAAUUAUCGCACUUGCGCGCUGCAAGAAAGUCCGAAACGCGACAGCAGUGUUCAUCAUGAACUUGUCCUGCUCUGACCUUCUGUUCUGCUGCUUUAACCUGCCGCUCGCCGCGUCGACAUUCUGGCGUCGGUCCUGGGCACACGGCAAGAUCCUCUGCCGCAUGUUCCCGUUGGCGAGAUAUGCCCUCGUCGCAGUCUCGCUAUUCACCGUACUGGCAAUCACCAUCAACAGAUACGUCAUGAUAUCACAUCCACGAUUGUAUCCUAAGUUGUACAGACGCCAGUAUCUUGCGGUGAUGGUGGCAAGCACAUGGGCAUUCUCUUUCGGGGCGUUAAUAGCCACUUGGCUGGAAAAGUGGGGCAGAUUCGGGCUAGAUCCCACCAUAGGCUCCUGCUCCAUACUUCCUGAUCGCAAUAACAGAUCUCCAAAAGAAUUCCUCUUCGUGGGGGCUUUUAUGCUUCCCUGUUUGGCGAUAGUCAUAUGCUAUGCACGAAUAUUUUGCAUAGUAAGGGAUGCUGCUAGAAAAUCACGAGCACCAGUUCGUAGAGCAAGACCGGGACUAGAAGACUCUGCAGUUGGGUCCGCUUCUACGGCAGUAGAACGAUCACCAGGGCCUGAGAAUGGUGCCAAUCAUAAUCAUAUUUCAGCACCAAAAAGGGCUUUACUAGCCCCACCCGUACCACACUGCCCACCUACACCAGGUCCGGAACGAUCAUCAUCUUCUGGAGUGGAUACGUUAGACGGGCAUGAUGAGGAAUGCGCUCUAGACGCUAAGCCUCGAACACCUAGUGGCGGCGAGACCGCCAAGCGACUACGUCAAGCAGCGUGUGUGCUCAAACGAUCUCCAGCAUCGGUCAGGCCUCCAAGACUGACGCCGAAAGAUAGAAAAUUACUAAAAAUGAUCAUGGCCAUAAUGCUCUCUUUCUGGGUAUGUUACCUACCGAUAACAUUAACGAAGAUAUUCCGCGAGUUUACUUCGCACCCAGCGGCGAAUAUAGCUGGCUACAUCCUGAUAUACCUCACGACGUGCAUCAACCCGAUAAUUUACGUUGUGAUGUCCAGCGAGUAUCGCCAGGCAUACAAGAACUUGUUGAUGUGCCGUCGGUGGGCGUGACGUUCACCAGGCGACGGCGCCUCCGAGAAGCGCCCGCCGUGACUUCGAC
Messenger RNA from Manduca sexta (tobacco hornworm), 1678 nucleotides. Its product is annotated as G-protein coupled receptor moody. Lineage: Eukaryota; Metazoa; Arthropoda; Insecta; Lepidoptera; Sphingidae. Bases 304 to 1629 code for a protein of 441 amino acids. Gene Ontology annotation, cellular component: membrane. Gene Ontology annotation, biological process: G protein-coupled receptor signaling pathway. Gene Ontology annotation, molecular function: G protein-coupled receptor activity. The record is from RefSeq and is a predicted model, not a curated record. The transcript has 4 exons.